AUGGGAUUUACCGGAUACUCACUUGCACGUCAGGUUUGCCGGUAUAUUCCCAAGAAUAAUGUGUAUACUGUGCCGCACUAUUCGAGAUUCACCUUGUCUCCUGUUUUUACUCUCGGCAAACGGUGGUAUUCAAAGAGUACAACGGAGAAACUAAAAGCAGCCGAUCGGGAAAAACAAGUGGACCUGACACUGUUUCCUGCAGAGAAUAUACGCAACUUUAGUAUUAUCGCUCACAUUGAUCAUGGAAAGAGUACUCUGGCGGAUAGAUUGCUGGAAUUGACCAACACUAUCUCUGCGAAUGGAUCGAAUAAGCAAGUGCUUGAUAAACUAAAAGUGGAGCGGGAGCGCGGUAUCACCGUCAAAGCGCAGACCAUUUCCAUGUUUUACAAAUACAAAGGCAAAGAUUAUCUGCUGAAUCUGAUUGACACACCAGGCCAUGUCGAUUUUAGCUAUGAAGUGUCACGAUCUCUUGCAGCAUGUCAAGGCACUUUAUUGCUAGUGGAUGCCGCUCAAGGCAUUCAAGCGCAAACAGUCGCAAAUUUUUAUCUAGCUUACGGUGAGGGUUUGCACAUCAUACCCGUAUUGAACAAGAUUGAUCUUCCCGGUGCCGAACCUGAGCGUGUCACACAACAGAUUCAAAGUGCUUUUGAAUUAGAUGCUUCUGAUAUCUUACAAAUCUCGGCUAAAAGUGGCAUUAACAUUGAUGCGGUCUUGCCGAGCGUGAUUGAACAUAUACCUUGUCCUGACGGUUCUAUAACGAAACCUUUCCGGGCAUUAUUAUUUGAUUCUUGGUACGACAAAUACGUGGGCGUUGUAUGCAUGCUCGGCGUAAAAGAUGGCGUCAUUCGGAAAGGUGACAAGGUGAUUUCGGCCUAUUCCGAUGUCAAAUAUGAAGUGACAGACGUUGGAAUCAUGCAUCCAGAACAAAUGUCUACCGGUUAUCUUCAUGCGGGACAAGUAGGGUAUGUGGUAUGUGGCAUGAAACAUGCUUCGGAAGCCCACAUCGGCGAUACAUUCUACCAUGUCAACCAAAAAGUGGAAGUUUUACCGGGUUUCCAACCGGCUCAAUCGAUGGUGUUUGCUGGUAUCUUUCCUGUAGACACCAACGAUUUUCGAAAAUUGGAUGAAAAUAUCAAGAAACUGACACUGAAUGAUGCCAGUGUGAGUGUGCACAAAGAAACAAGUAACGCACUUGGCCAAGGCUGGCGUUUGGGAUUCUUGGGCACUCUUCAUAUGGAUGUCUUUAGACAGCGUCUGGAAAAUGAAUACGAGGCCAACAUCAUUGUGACGCAACCUACUGUACCUUACAGAGUGGUCUUCAAAGACGGAACUACUCGUAUUGUAAGAAAUCCAUCAGAUUUCCCAGAUUCGGAAGAGCGUGCUUUCAAGGUGUCCCGAUUGGAAGAACCCAUGGUACUGGCUACCAUGAUCUUCCCAGAGGAAUACAUGGGAAAAAUGAUCGAACUUUGCGGUAGCAGGCGAGGUGAACAGCAAGACUACGUAUUCAUCGAUGAAAAGCGUGUGAUGAUGAAAUACACCUUACCUUUGGCGGAAGUUGUCCAAGAUUUUUACGACGAAUUGAAGAGCCGUUCCUCAGGAUACGCUACAUUCGAUUAUGAAGAAGCCGGGUAUGAGGAGAGCGACCUUGUCAAAAUGACGGUCCUGCUUAAUGCCAAACCGGUGGACGCACUGUCUGUGAUUCUGCAUCGUUCACAGGUGGAGCAAAUUGGACGUGACUGGGUGAAACGAUUAAAGAAUGUCAUUCAGAGACAGUUAUUCGAAGUGGUGAUCCAGACUGCGAUCGGAACGAAAAUUGUUGCCAGAGAAACAAUAUCCGCUUUACGAAAGAACGUUACAGCCAAAUGUUAUGGCGGAGACGUAUCGCGAAAGAUGAAGUUGCUGCAAAAGCAAAAGGAAGGCAAGAAGCGAAUGAAAAUGAUUGGCAAUGUGGAGUUGCCACAAAAGGCAUUCUAUGAUUUCAUGGACAAAAAAGCAUAG
Messenger RNA from Radiomyces spectabilis, 1998 nucleotides. Its product is annotated as P-loop containing nucleoside triphosphate hydrolase protein. Lineage: Eukaryota; Fungi; Mucoromycota; Mucoromycetes; Mucorales; Radiomycetaceae. Gene Ontology annotation, molecular function: GTPase activity; mitochondrial ribosome binding; GTP binding. Gene Ontology annotation, biological process: positive regulation of translation. Gene Ontology annotation, cellular component: mitochondrion. The record is from RefSeq and is a predicted model, not a curated record. The transcript is spliced from 22 exons. Bases 1 to 1998 code for a protein of 665 amino acids.